CUUGGAACACCACAAAAAGAUGUGUGUAUAUGUGUUUUUGUCAGUGUAUGCGCAGUGUGAGUUACCUUAACCUUUUCUUCCUUCAUCUCUCUCACACAAACACACAGAGAACAUAAUUCACUGGCCGGAAAGUUAGAUCUCCGGCGGCUGAGAGUUCUUGUUCAUUUCACUAGUUUAUGUUGAAUUUAUAUUCCCUUAUAUUAAUUUUUGUUUGUGUAUAUUUUAAAGGUAUAUUUUGUUGUGCUCAGAUAUGAUGAUUUUGCUGGUCACUGUAAGAAUAUGAAUCCCUUCUUUUUAUAUAUAUUUUUUUACUUGAUUUAUUUUUUAUCUUUUUGGAAGUGGAUUCAUUUAGCCGAUCCCACAACAACAGAUAAGAUCAGAUGCUGGAAUCUUGAUUUUUUUAUACAUAAAAUCAAGAAAAUUCAAGUGGAUUUUUUUAUUUUUUCUUGUCUGUAUUGAAAUGCUCUCUUUCUUUUGUAUGAAUAUGAGUUUCGAUACAGGAGAUUCUUGUUUGAUUCCUUGAUUUACAUUUUAGCCAUUGAUAAAAGGCCACAUCAAUCCGAUGCUAGUGGAUUUGUUGAUUUUUUUAUUCCAAUAAACACAUAAAUUUCAGUCUUGAAUUCAACUCCAAACACACACAGAUACCCUCAAUUUUAUUUUUUUAUUUUUUUCCGUCUAUGCCAUUCUUUCAGAAGGAAAUUUAUUAGAGGAUUUAACCCUGCAGAUCUUUGUGAUUUAUUCAUUGGAUCUGUGUAUAUACAGUCGUUUUUUGCUGGUGCAGCACCAUCAAGAUUCACAUGCAAAGGCAAGGCGGUUAGCUUUUUAUAUCAGUUCUCUCUCUAUCUAUCUACCUUUCUUUCUCUGGAUGUUUGGUUUUUUUCCGGGGCCAAAACCCUGGUGAUGAGAAUCUUGAUGAUGCUGCAUCGGCAAUAAAUUACUAUCCAAGUUAGGGAAAUGGCCAGUCGCAUAUCGCUCAUGAAAAGUCUGCCUCUUGGAUUUGUAAUCAUAUUCAACACAUUGUCUCACAAGAUGCCGAUUUUAAGAGGGAGUUCUAUUGGAAGUGAUAUCAACAAAAUCACAGUUUUCCAGCUAUUUCUAGACCGACAGAUGACUACUGAAGGACUUCACUCUGCUGAUAAACUGCAUAGAUCUGCGAUUAUUCUUCUGUUGGCAGAAACUGAAAAAUACAAAUUUCAAGCACAUUUUGGCUGGAGGCAAAGGAAUUUGCAGUGUCAGAAGUGGAGAAGAAGAGUUCUGUUUAGUUAUGUUCAGUGGACGGAAACAUUCCCGCGUUGCUUCCAAUAAAGCUCCCAUGAAGUAAGCCAUCAGAUGCUUCUCUUUCUUUGGUCAUUUCAAGCCACAACUGCUAGACCUGAAAUCUGUGUUUCUGGAAUCGUUUCUGAAUGAUCUCGUCUGCAAUCCAAAGAAGUACCAAUCGACUAUUUUUUUGAGUCCACAGAUUGUGGAUGGCCGAUGACUCUCCAAUACAAAUGUCAAAUUAAUUUUUCUUGGUUAAGCAAGUUUGGCUUCAAUAAGGAUGUAGCUGAAGAGUUAUACCAGUUGGAUGGAGUAGUUUUCUUAGGUUAGGGGCUAGGCACGAACAAGUGUUCGUCUUACGAACUUGGAGGAGCAUUCUCCGUGUUAACUAUGACCCAAAUUGAUUGGAUACUUGCUCGAAUUUAUUUUUAUCACGGAUGUUGCAUUAAAUGAGGUCAAUUUGUGAACAUAUCUUGUUGCUAUAAUGAUAAAACAUUCUAUAAACUACGUACUCAUGUAUAUAUGUUGAAGUUAAUCGUUUAACUUUAGCAGUGCUUGCAAUUUUUUAGUAUAAUUAUCUUGGAUAUA
Messenger RNA from Olea europaea var. sylvestris, 1845 nucleotides. RefSeq lists its product as uncharacterized. NCBI's taxonomy places the organism in Eukaryota, Viridiplantae, Streptophyta, Magnoliopsida, Lamiales, Oleaceae. The coding region runs from base 955 to 1305 and encodes 116 amino acids. The transcript has 4 exons. The record is from RefSeq and is a predicted model, not a curated record.